Podarcis muralis (Common wall lizard) is the source of this 718-nucleotide messenger RNA. Lineage: Eukaryota; Metazoa; Chordata; Lepidosauria; Squamata; Lacertidae. The record is from RefSeq and is a predicted model, not a curated record.
UCACCCUAAGGGAUACUGACUAGAAUUGACACUGAGCAUGGAUCAGGCUCCGAACAGCAGGCGGACCGAAGGGGGCAACAGCCAGCCUCAGAGCACCCCCGUGACUACCAGCUCCACGGUGGGAGAAUGUCAGCACAGCAUCUCCCACUCAUCAGCACCAUGUGAGAACUGCGGUUGGCUGCAGGCUCAAGGAUCAGCUCUGCCCUUCCAACCAAACCAAGGCAGCACCACUACCCAGGGAUACCUUCAUGGUGAAAUACCUCUCUUACAGGGUGUACCGAAUGAUCAGCAGCAGCUGUUCACCCCAGUAGCUCUCCGUCCUUCUUUCCAUGGGUGGGGCACAACUGGACAUCUCUCAGUGCCUUUGUAUGCACCAUUGCAAACACAGCACAGGGACUUUGCAACAGCCAGACCUGUGAAUCAAUUAUAUAGACAACCUCACCUCCAGCUGGUUCAGGUGCAGCCUCCUGGUCUUGGACCCAUUCGCCCAACCACCUUCCAGGACGGGGUGGGCCUCUACCACCAUGGAACAUUAGCUCCCAUCCCACUGGAGCAGAGGAACCCGAUCGUCCGGAUUGGUAGCGCUGUCCCUAUGCCACCAGCUGCGAACAAUGAAAUGCUCCUGGUCCUCCAGCAGGUGGAACCUCAGUCCACCCUGGAACCUGCCCCAGCCACUGGGUACUUUCCAGCCUCACAAGGUUUGUGCUCAUCUUUGUAA